AUGCUUCAAUUACAUGUUUGGGGAAUUAAUAAUAGUAUCAGUAUUAUAUCGCCUGAAUGUAUAGCUAUUAGUUGGUUAAUAAGUAAAUCAAACUUAGAAUAUGAAGUUAUAUUAUCUAAUAAUACUAAUUUAUCAAAUUUAAAUAAAUUACCAUGUUUAAUUUCUGAAACAAAUCAAUAUAAUGGUUUCAAUGAAAUAUUAAAUUUUAUAAUGGAUGAUGUUUAUACUCCCAAAAAUGCCGAAGAUCAAUUGAUAAAUCAAAGUUUGACAUGUUUCAUAUUGAAUAAUUUUGAAGUGUUGAACCAAUAUAAUUUAUUUAUGAAUGGUAAGAAUUAUGAAAAGUAUACAAGGAAAGUAAUUGUUCAAUUUUACCCAUUUCCUAUGAUGUUUAAUAAAUCAUUAAAAUUGUAUAAUAAUGCAGAACAAUUGGUAAAACUAUCUGGAUUAGGUAAGAAAGCUGGAUCAGGUAUUAGUUUUUUAAAAUUUGCAAAUAAUGAAAAAGAAGAAGAGAUAUGUCAAACAGAAACGUUUAAUGAUGAGUUAGACGAUGUAGACGAGAAUGAGGUCGAGGACGAGAAGCGCACUAAAGCUAUAAGUUCUUUGCACGAGAAACAACUACUUAAGAAACAACAAACAAAAAAAAUAUUACAAGAAUCGAGAAGUACCAUGAAAUGUUUAAAUUUGUUAAAUCAAUAUUUAACGAGUAUUACUAAAUUGAAAGGCGAUAAAAAAUAUUUGAUAGGUGAUAAAUUAUCAUCGAGUGAAAUAUUAUUAGCUGCCUAUUUAUUUUGUUUAACUUCUGAUCAAUUACCAGAUAGAUUUAUAUACAAUUAUUUAACUCAUAAAACACAAGUAUCGAAUUUUAUAAAAGACAUAAGAAAUGAGUUUAAUAUUAAUGUUGAUGAGAUAAAUAAGUUUAGACAACCAAUUGGUAAUGAAGUACCUAAUCUCUUCAAUGAGAUUGGAUAUUUAUACAAUUAUUAUACCAAAUAUUAGGCUGCAAAAUAAUAAUUUAAACUACUGCCGCGUGAAUUUGACACGAAGAAAAUAAAACGAAAAUUUUUCAUCACUUUUUCAUUUUCAGUUUCAUCUUCAAUUUCAUUUUCAGUUUCAUUUUCAAUUUAAUGUUGUAAAUAAAUAGAAUAUCGACUUAAUAUAUAUAUAUAUAGUUAGUUGAUUGAUAAUUGUUCUAAUUUAGUAAUAUUGUAAUAUUGUAAUACUGUAAUAUUGUAAUAUUGUAGUAUAUAUAAUUGGCAAUCUUAGCAUAGUUUCAUUUAUACAAAAUAGUUAAUGUAUAAAAUGAUGGAAUUUUCUUGCCAUAAAUCAGAUACAAUAGUUUAUACUAAUUAAAUAUCUUAGUAUAUCUUUUAAUUCAAUAGAUAUCAAUAGAGUUUAUUAUUUAAUUGGUUAACUAACAUUAAUAAUACUAUCAAAGUAUACUUAUAAUUUGAUCUCUAAUUAUCGUUGUUUCAUUAAUCGUUUUGAUCUCUAAUUAUCGUUGUGUAUAUAAUCGGUAAUAAAAAAAAAAAAAAAAAAAAAGAAAAAAAAAAAAAAAAAAAUAUAAAUAAAAAAAACGCACUACGAAAAAUUUAUUUAUUUAUACAGAUCAAUUGGUUCAAUUUGAUUAUUGCAACAUUAUCAGUUCGUUAUGAAGUUUAUAUCAACUAUAUUGAUAUCAUGUUUAUUAGUUGGUAAUAUUGAUGGUUUAACUAUAGCUAAACAAACAACCCAAAAAAUUAUUGCAUCUCCAUCUUCCACAUCUUCCAUUGACCUUCCAAUAGUAACAGAAGAGGCCGUCAAAUUAUCAAAACGAAUGAGAGAUGUUAUCGUAAAUAAAGAUUAUCAAAAACAACAAGAAGCUAAAAAGAAAUUGACUCAAUCAUCUACUGAAACUCCACCUCCGCGUUGGAUUAGAACUAGAAAAGAUGGAAGAACAGAAAUUGUAACUCCAACAAUUAUUCAAGGAGUUACAUUUAGUGCGAGACCUCCAAAAACUACCGAUGGAUUAGAACCUUGGGUUUCUUUAAAAGAUGAUGGUUCUCCAAAAACUAUAAAUCCAAAAUAUAAAAAUGGUAGAAUAAAAGAUGGAUAUCCUUCUUAUACUACGUAUUUUCAACAAGCUACGACUUUCACAUAUAAUAAAGAACAAUUAAAAGCUCAUAAUAUGGCGGAAGAUGAAAUUUUCACUGAAAUAAUAUAUACCGAAGAAGAAGAUUUGGAAGAUCAUUUUUUAAAUCCAAUUAUUAGAUGUACUCCUGAUAGAUAUAAAAUGAAAGGAAUUGGUAGAGAUAAAUCACCAGAACCGUUUUGUACACCAAAAGAUACAGCUAGAUUAAUUAUGGAUAAAACUUAUUUUGUAACUUGGUAUUCAAGAUUUUUUGACCCAACGGUGAAACAAAUCAAAUUACAUUUUACAAAUGUUAAAGAAAGUUUAAAAGAAAAAGGAUUGAGAAAAAGAGAAUUUAAUGAAACUGCACAAGAAAAAGGAGAAAAAGAAGAAGAAGAAGAAGAAGAAGAAGAAAAAAAAGAUUUAGCAUUGUUUGAUAAAAGAUCAAGAACUAUCGAAAAAGGAGGUAGAAUUCAAGAUUCAUUUUUUCAAACAGAAUGGCUAGAUAAUGAAUUAGGUUACUAUCCAUUAUAUAUAAAUGAAAGUUUUUUUGAUAAAUCAUAUACUGUAUUUGAAAAGAAAGUAUUAAUUUCAAUCCAGCCUGACAAUAUACCCGAUGAAGAAUUUGAUAUAUUAAAGAAUUCUAUAGUUGUUGAAUUUUCAAAAGGUUCAAUUGUAUCCAAGGGUCAUCUUGAAGAUUUAAAAAAAUUGGAAGAAAAAUACGCAAACAGACACAUGCAUAAUAUUGAAAUUGAAGAAGGAAUAGAUUAUGAAAAAUAUAUGGUUAUGCUAGCAUUACCUACUUGUGUAUUAAUAGCAGCUGUUGGAAUGUAUUUUUUUGUAACUAUAAAUAAGAUUGAUUUAAGUCAUUUGAAAAAGACUUCAUUUGCAGGUAAGAAGACAACACAUAGAAGAAUACCAUUCAAGACGAAGAAGAAUACAACUGCAUUACCAGUAUAUAAAUCAGAUAUUAAUGGUCCAAAACAUGAUUAA
Molecule: messenger RNA, 3100 nt
Organism: Insectozyma verbasci
Lineage: Eukaryota; Fungi; Ascomycota; Pichiomycetes; Serinales; Debaryomycetaceae
Source: the annotation of a GenBank genome assembly